AUGGCACAACCUACACCUCCACCCACGUCCACUUCUUCUCCAGAGCCAUACUGGCUAGGCCGCGCCUCAGACGAGCAAAAGCGUCUCUUAAGGCAGCACACCAUCUGGACUCGAAGCAUCGGCUACCUCCUGCACCCAUCAGUAUCCACAAGCCUCCCUGACAACGCCCGAAUCGCCGACAUAGGAACCGGCACCGGCAUCUGGCCCAUCGAGCUCUCCAAAUCCUCACCUCCCACCUACACCUUCCACGGUUUCGACAUCUCCUCCGAGCAAUUCCUCCCUGCCGACUCCCUCCCGCCAAACGUCAACCUCGGCUUCGGCGACUUCUUCAAACCGAUCCCUCAAGAAUUGCAAGGCACCUUCGACCUCGUCAACAUCCGGUUGAUAAUCAUUAGUCUCGGGCCCGUCUCAGUCUGGCAACAAGUCCUCGCCAAUAUCUUGACGCUGCUGAAGCCCGGUGGAGCGAUAUGCUGGACCGAAGGCAAUUUCCUCGUCGCGCGUGGUUUCCGCGGCCCCGAGCCGCAGUCAACUGCUGGGCACCAUCUCACCACUGGACAACUUCAACUAAACAAUACCCUGAUCCAACGGUUUGGUUAUAGUUUCCCGUCCCUCACACGGUUGUUUGAGGACGCGGGACUAAAGGGCGUCGAGGAGGAUGUGCUUAGUACGGAUCGGCUUCCGGAGCAGAGGGGCGAGUUUACGGAUUUAGGGAUCGGGGCCGUGUUUGGGGGGUUGAGGAAUUUGGCAAGGGUGAGGGAGGAGGGGCGUUGGGAUGAGGGUGAGGUGGAGAGGAGGAGGGGGUUGGCGGUGGGGGAUAGGGAGAGUGGGGCGUAUUUGCGGUGGGAUAUACAUGUUGGUGUUGGGUUCAAGCCUUUGUGA
Macroventuria anomochaeta is the source of this 879-nucleotide messenger RNA. RefSeq names its product S-adenosyl-L-methionine-dependent methyltransferase. The record is from RefSeq and is a predicted model, not a curated record. Bases 1 to 879 code for a protein of 292 amino acids. NCBI's taxonomy places the organism in Eukaryota, Fungi, Ascomycota, Dothideomycetes, Pleosporales, Didymellaceae. The transcript has a single exon.